GAUGAAGGCGGUGCUAGUGGUGCCCAAGCAGCAGGGCCUUGCCUUUGUGGUCGUAGAAAGAGAAGAUGGCUCCCGUUCUGGAGAAACAGCUCCCGGGCGCAGCUGGGGCAGGCGACAAUAACAACGAAGAGGAAGAAGGACAAAACCUCUGGUCUUCAAUACUGAGUGAAGUUUCAACUAGAUCAAAUUCAAAGUUGCCAUCAGGGAAAAAUAUCCUGGUAUUUGGUGAGGAUGGAUCAGGAAAAACGACACUUAUGGCCAAACUUCAAGGAGCGGAUCACAACAAGAGAGGGAGGGGAUUAGAAUAUCUGUACUUAAAUGUCCAUGACGAGGACAGAGAUGACCUUACACGAUGUAACGUGUGGAUUCUGGACGGAGAUCUGUACCACAAAGGCCUGCUCAAGUUUGCUGUUUCAGCUCAGUCACUACCUGACUGUCUAGCUGUGUUUGUUGCGGAUAUGUCACGGCCGUGGACCAUUAUGGAGUCACUGAAGAAGUGGGCUAGUGUGCUACGUGACCAUGUAGACAAACUCAAGAUCCCUCCUGAGGACAUGAGAGAAUUGGAGCAGAAAAUGGUAAAAGCGUUUCAAGAGUACACAGAACCAGAGGAAGCCACCCCAUCUUCCCCACAGAGACGGGCCACAACAGCAGGAGAAGACGAGGCCGUUGUGCUGCCACUUGGCGACAAUACACUCACACACAACCUGGGCAUUCCAGUGCUAAUAGUUUGCACAAAGUGUGACGCAGUCAGCGUAUUGGAGAAGGAGCAUGACUACAGAGAGGAACACUUCGAUUUCAUCCAAUCCCACAUCAGGCGAUUUUGCUUACACUAUGGAGCUGGCCUGAUCUACACCUCAGUCAAAGAGGAGAAGAACUUGGAUCUGCUUUACAAAUAUGUAGUUCAUAAAAUGUAUGACUUCCAGUUCACCACACCUGCCUUAGUGGUGGAGAAGGAUGCAGUGUUCAUUCCAUCUGGAUGGGAUAAUGAAAAGAAAAUUGGAAUAUUGCAUGAAAACUUUACAACAGUCAGACCAGAGGAUCCAUUUGAAGACUUUAUCACAAAGCCUCCAGUACGAAAGCUGGUUCAUGAUAAAGAGAUAAAUGCAGAAGAUGAGCAGGUCUUCCUGAUGAAGCAACAGUCAUUGUUAGCAAAGCAGCCAGCCACACCAACAAGAGGAGCAACAGAGUCUCCAGGGCGGACAGCUUCAGGUUCCCCCAGGCCUGCAGGUCGUGCUGGACAACCAAACGUGACAAGCGGUUCACCAAUGGCUUCUGUCAAAAAGCCUGAUCCCAAUAUGAAAGCAGGGGCAGCCAACGAGGGAGUGCUGGCUAACUUCUUCAACAGUCUGCUGAGUAAAAAGACUGGAGCCCCAGGAAGCCCAGGAGCUGGAGCUGUAGGAGCUGGAGUACAAGGGUCCGCCAAGAAAACAGAAGCCGGGUUUGACUGAUGUCCAGGCUGAGUUGGACCGGAUGACUCGCAAACAAGACUCCAUGGUUUCAGCUAACAACAUACCACCGCCGACAGAGAACGAAGCGUGAAGGCAACAAAAACAGCUGCAUCGUCCACUGCGUUAAUACUCUGGAAAAAUACAUGUACAUGUGAGCAUAAAAAAAUGACCAAAUUCCCAACCUUUAUAUCAGUCAGCACACACAGUGGUUCCACCAAAAUGAGUUUAGGAUGCUAUCAAAUAUUUUGGUGUUGUGGUGAGAGCGGAAGAGAGAUAAUAGAGAUGGAGGUGUUGAUGAGAUGAUACACGAUGAACACUCGGCUUUAUUUCUGUCCUCUCUUCAACUGUAAAUGUUAUUUUGUGAGGGAUGUCAGUUUAUGGAAAUGUGUGCACACUCCCUGGCAACCAGCCCGAAGCGCUGGGCUGCGGGCCCCCCAGUUGCUGGGGUGAAACGCUCUCUCCUCAUGGGUUUAAAGAGUGGAAAUACCAUAUACUGGUUCUGUGGCCUCUGGUUCAGCUUAUCUUAUGGAAGGAAUUUAGUUGCGAUUGGAAAGGUAUUUAAACGCAAAAUCUUACUAUUCGUCAAGAAAAGUAAUUAAAAUACUUGCAAACAUAUGUAGUAUGUAAAAAAUGUUGGAUAUGAUACUGAUGUAUUUAUACAAAGUUCCUUCUUUUUAUUUUAUUUUUGUGCACCGUUUAUUGGUUUCAGCAUUCAUCUGUAUAAGAUAACACAUUUAAAUGCCACUGAUGUCAUGACACUAAUAUGACAAGUUCAGAUAGCUGAUAGCAUAUCAUAUCAUUUUCCCUACUCAUCUCAAAGGAUUCUGUAAAUAUAAAUACAAAAAGAUCUAUUCAGGUUAAGUUUGAUUUUGUAUAGAAUGCAAUUCUGUCCAAAUUCUGAAAAUAACCUCUUUUACUAAAUGAGACUUGUAGGGAUUUGACAGGCUUAGAGAUCGCAACGGAACUUCUUCUUUAGCUACAGGUGUGUGUAUAUUUGGGGAGGGGGUUGGGCAGCAUCUUUCCUACUAUAACUCCUAAGUGCCUCGCACAGUUAGCUGUAUGUGUCAUAGUAGAGGUGCUUGUCAACGUAAGAGGAAAUGCACUGUAGCACUAUCGGUUAAAGGUUUUUGUCCAUUUCUGUCAUCCAAAUAAUUUAUUUCUUUUACAUUUUUGUCAAUGUACAACAAGCCUGUGGUCUUUUAUUUUUUAAAGAAAUAAGAUUUCUGUGGCCUAGAUGGUAGUGUUCAAUAGAGCAAUAGAUUGAAUGCCUUCAUACAAAUCCUAAAGGCUGCUGAUAUAAGAAGAAACCACAUGAUGGAACUUUUGGGUCCCCCAGUCGAACACUUAAUCGUGGUUAAAACCACUUGCUUAGCAGCCAAAACACACUCAAUGAUUUGCUGUGGUUUGAACAAAAUGAGAUAUCGUAUUCUUUAGUGUUUGACAGUACCGUCAUUCUUUGGUUUCACAUGUUAUAGUCAUACUGUACUUCGCAUGUCAAUUAUAACAUUCCCAAUUUCUACAUGGUGUAGCUGUAGAAACAUCCCCGUAGGAAACCUGUUUGUCAAGUCAGAUCCUUUUGUUUGAUAUCUUUCAGUGCCCAUUACAAAGAUGCCCUUUGCCUUCGAUGUACAGCUAACAGUUUGUCACACUGGGCACUCUGCCUUCACAGGAUUGCUCCUAAUAGUUUUGUGUGUCCUUAAGGGGUUGCUUAAUUGUUUUAUGUAAUUUCCUUUUUUAAAUUAAAACAAUUACGCUGUACCAUAUCAACUAAUCUGUUAUAACAUGUAUGGUUUCAUGACACCGUAAUCUAAUCCAAAUGUGUUAAGUGUACAUCAUCAUCAAGUCUGUAUGCAAGGCCCUGCUUAAUCCUAUGGAUAUUGUACAUCUGUAUGUUAUGCACAGUUCAUGGCAAGUUGGAAGGGAGCGGCUAUGUUGUUGGAACACAUUAGCAAAAUAGGGCAACUAGUGAAUUGGAACCAAAGAUGCAUGUAGUUACAGUUUUCUGUUAUUAAAGUUGGUUAGAUCAUCCAUAAGAUUAACCAGUGGCCAUUUCUCAUACUUGCAUGGAGCCCUUGCAUUCCAAACCUCAGCCUUUCCCAUAAAGUGUUGUUUUGCAUAAGACCCUGUGAAAUUGUAGAAAUGCCUUACUCCACUCAGCUGUACCUGGGGCUUCUGGGGAGUAAAAAUACCAAGUGGUAUAAUCUCCAUGAUGGCCUAUAAACAGUUUAGGGUUGAACCUCAUUUAAAAACGCUCUGUAAGGGAAUUAACCCCAAGGCCAUACUGAUGUACGGUCUUCUUAAUGCAUGGUUUGGUUGUCAAAAUGAUGUUACACAACUCUUCUGGUUUCUUUUCAUUCAGAUUAAGUUCUAACUUGUGUUUUUUCCCAUACUAUUUUUUUUUCAUUUCAUUUGCUUUUGUUCUGUUUUUGUGAUUGGGUGGAAUGUGCACUUCAGGGUCUGUUGCCAACGUGGAUAAAGCACAACUUAAACAGCCAGGAGCAGUACCACCACAUGUCAAAAUAAGCACUUUUCCUUGGACAUUUAUAUCAUUUCCCUGUAUCUGCAGUUAAAGAUUGAUAGUUUUCUUUUUGCCUUACUAUUUUAGAAGAUUUAAUGAACCUAAAAGUUAACCCAUAUUACUAAAAUCACAGUAUUUAUCUGUAUUUAAGUUAUUAAAGGUGCCCCUGGUGGAUGACUGUAGAAUAAAUCCUCUGUUGGUGGUUUUCGGUUUAACAGAUCAAAGUAUCACCAUCAUUACAGUUUUGAUUUUAAGAGAUAUCUUAAGUUAGAUAACCCAAAUACCCUGAGUGUUUAUCAUGAUUUUGACAUUAAAAAGGCCCUUGUCAAUUUGUUUACAUGAUAUUUAGUUACCAUUUCUUGUCAAAUGCAGGUCUGCCCAUGACACUUCCUUUGUGUUUAAAAUAUUAAUGUCUCUAACCUGACUGACCACACUCAUUUAUCUUAAUAUAACCUGGCCACACUUGUUAAAUUUGGCAUUUAGCUGAGUGGAAUGAAGUGCUCUCAUGCUGCUUGGUUUCAAAGUUGCACUUGCUCUUUGUACAGAUUGGAUCGAAUUAUGAACAGAUAUUACUUUUAUACUCAAAAUGUCAGUUGAAAGCGACUGCCUCUUCACAUCCUAACUGAAUUGCCUUCGACCACUAUCGACAGUCUACAUCUAUAUGAGACUAUGAGCUUCUGCUUCCAGUCCUUUUUGUAUUCAGGAUAUCAAGACAUUGUAAGCACAUGGCUGGCAUUUUUAUGUCCUGAAUUAAUUCAGAUUUUUGAUUGUAUAACUUUAACACAGUUCUGUAGCCUGUAAGCUGCCAUGUGGAUUCUAGCUUCUUACGCUGACAAAGAUAAGGAAAAUGUUUAUCAGACCCCUGGCUUCAAUAAAACCAAGAAUCCAAACUUUGGUUGACUUCCA
Sphaeramia orbicularis (orbiculate cardinalfish) is the source of this 4872-nucleotide messenger RNA. RefSeq names its product dynein, cytoplasmic 1, light intermediate chain 2 (gene dync1li2). The coding region runs from base 66 to 1448 and encodes 460 amino acids. The transcript has 13 exons. Gene Ontology annotation, biological process: microtubule cytoskeleton organization; microtubule-based movement. Lineage: Eukaryota; Metazoa; Chordata; Actinopteri; Kurtiformes; Apogonidae. Gene Ontology annotation, cellular component: centrosome; cytoplasmic dynein complex. The record is from RefSeq and is a predicted model, not a curated record. Gene Ontology annotation, molecular function: dynein heavy chain binding.